AUGGCUCCUCCUGCUGCCCGUAGCACCAUUCUUCGUCUCAUGAAUGCUUCCCAGCAUUCUGCCUGUCCAUGUCACGGCUGCAGAUCUGCUGCUCAUGCUCAUGCUCAUACCCAUGGUGCAGUAAAUCAACUCAGAAGAUUUGCAACUCCCGUGGACUUGGUGGAGAAAGAAUAUGCCUUCGAGGUUGCAGCAUCCAAUCUGAGAUUUGGAGAUGGUGUUACCAGAGAAGUUGGUAUGGACCUUAAGAAUAUGAAAGCUCGAAAGGUCGGAGUCUUCACAGACCCUAUCGUGGCCAAAUUGAAGCCAAUGAAAACCGCCCUAGAGUCUUUACAGUCACAAGAAGACCUUCCCUUCGAAGUAUAUGAUCAAGUGGUUGCCGAGCCAACUGAAGACAGUUGGAGGAAUGCAAUUGCAUGGGCAAGACAGCAUGAUUUCAGUCAUUUCUUGGCUGUCGGAGGUGGAAGUGUCAUUGACACUGCAAAGGCAGCUAAUCUGUUUACCGUAUACAAGGACGCGGACCUUAUGGACUUCGUGAAUGCACCUGUUGGAAAGGGUCUACCUAUUUCCCAGACUCUCAGACCACUUAUCGCAGUUCCAACUACGGCUGGUACAGGUUCUGAAACAACCGGAGCCGCCAUUUUGGACAUAACCUCACGUUCCUUUAAAACUGGCAUCGCUAAUCGAGCGUUGAAACCAGUCUUAGGUGUUGUUGAUGUCCAGAAUACAGAGAGCUGCCCUACAGCUGUUCAUAUCAGUGCUGGUUUGGAUGUACUUUUCCAUAGCAUGGAAAGUUACACAGCAAUUCCAUACCUCGAACGUACACCACGCCCCGCGAAUCCCAUUCUACGACCUGCGUAUCAAGGCAGCAAUCCUGUUGCAGACAUCUUCUCUACGUGGGCACUUCGCACCACCGUGAAGUACCUUCCUCGAAUUGCGAAGAACAGCGAUGAUCACGAAGCCAGAAGUCAAAUGCUGUUGGCUGCUUCCUUCGCCGGCAUCGGUUUCGGUAAUGCCGGUGUGCAUUUGUGUCAUGGUAUGAGUUACCCAAUAUCUGGUUUGAACAAGAAGGGUCCAAAGUACAGACAUCCUGGAUACAUGAUUGACGCGCCUAUCAUUCCUCAUGGUGUUAGUGUCGCUCUGACUGGCCCCGCAGUAUUCCAGUUCACCGCCCCGUCCUCUCCUGACCGCCACCGAGAAGCUCUGGCAAUAUUCAACUCAACGACCGUCACAGAUCCAUCUAUAACGAGCAUUCCAGAUUCGGAGAUUGGUGCACAUCUCUAUGAAUCAAUCGCACGUUUCCUCGAUGGCCUUGGUGUCCCUCGUGGGCUCAAAGCUGUGGGAUACACCAGCAACGAUGUGUCGAUGCUUGUUGAGGGUACGAUACCCCAGCGGCGCGUGCUCGAUCUUGCGCCCAACAUUGGUAACGUCGUGGGCGAAGACGGGCGAGAGCAUUUGACGCGUAUCAUCGAGAAUUCACUGGAGUAUUAAGGAGUAGUCUUAUAUCUGAGUUAUGGUCAUCUUACAUCCAGGGAUCUUUCAUGUGUAACUAUUACAAUACAUAUUCGGGUAGCUUUGCAAUUCCUCAUGAAAUCACGCCAAUCUGAACAAGUUAAUAAGUAUG
Molecule: messenger RNA, 1621 nt
Organism: Serpula lacrymans var. lacrymans S7.9
Lineage: Eukaryota; Fungi; Basidiomycota; Agaricomycetes; Boletales; Serpulaceae
Exons: 11
Coding region: 1-1488 (495 amino acids)
Cellular component (GO): mitochondrion
Molecular function (GO): alcohol dehydrogenase (NAD+) activity; metal ion binding
Source: RefSeq, a predicted model, not a curated record